Molecule: messenger RNA, 4433 nt
Organism: Pteropus alecto (black flying fox)
Lineage: Eukaryota; Metazoa; Chordata; Mammalia; Chiroptera; Pteropodidae
Gene: FAF2
Product: Fas associated factor family member 2
Exons: 11
Coding region: 65-1402 (445 amino acids)
Cellular component (GO): endoplasmic reticulum
Molecular function (GO): ubiquitin binding
Source: RefSeq, a predicted model, not a curated record
CUGCUGAGAUCAGUUCCGGCGGGUGACGGUGCGGACGGGUCAGAAGCGUAGAGGCGGCGGCAAAAUGGCGGCGCCUGAGGAGCGGGAUCUAACCCAGGAGCAGACAGAGAAGCUGCUGCAGUUUCAGGAUCUGACUGGCAUAGAAUCUAUGGAUCAAUGUCGCCAUACCUUGGAACAGCAUAACUGGAACAUAGAGGCUGCUGUACAGGACAGACUGAAUGAGCAAGAGGGUGUACCAAGUGUUUUCAACCCGCCUCCAUCCCGACCCCUGCAGGUUAAUACAGCCGACAACAGGAUCUACAGCUAUGUUGUCUCAAGACCACAGCCAAGGGGGCUGCUUGGAUGGGGUUAUUACUUGAUAAUGCUUCCAUUCCGGUUUACCUAUUACACAAUACUUGAUAUAUUUAGGUUUGCUCUUCGUUUUAUACGGCCUGACCCUCGCAGCCGGGUCACUGACCCUGUUGGGGACAUUGUUUCAUUUAUGCACUCUUUCGAAGAGAAAUAUGGGAGGGCACACCCUGUCUUCUACCAGGGAACGUACAGCCAGGCACUGAACGAUGCCAAGCGGGAGCUUCGUUUUCUUUUGGUUUAUCUUCAUGGAGAUGAUCAUCAGGACUCUGAUGAAUUCUGUCGCAACACCCUCUGUGCCCCUGAAGUUAUUUCUCUAAUAAACACUAGGAUGCUCUUCUGGGCAUGCUCCACAAACAGACCUGAGGGCUACAGGGUCUCACAGGCUUUACGAGAGAACACAUAUCCAUUCCUGGCCAUGAUUAUGCUGAAGGACCGGAGGAUGACUGUGGUGGGACGGCUUGAAGGCCUCAUCCAACCUGAUGACCUCAUUAAUCAGCUGACAUUUAUUAUGGAUGCAAACCAGACUUACCUGGUGUCAGAACGCCUAGAAAGGGAAGAACGAAACCAGACCCAGGUGCUGAGGCAGCAGCAGGAUGAGGCGUACCUGGCCUCUCUCAGGGCUGACCAGGAGAAAGAAAGGAAGAAGCGGGAGGAGCGAGAGCGGAAGCGGCGGAAGGAGGAGGAGGUGAAACAGCAAAAGUUGGCGGAGGAGCGGCGGCGAAGGGAUUUACAGGAGGAGAAGGAAAGGAAGUUGGAGUGCCUGCCCCCUGAGCCUUCCCCUGAUGACCCUGAAAGUGUCAAGAUCAUUUUCAAAUUACCUAAUGAUUCUCGAGUAGAGAGACGAUUCCACUUUUCACAGUCUUUAACAGUAAUCCACGACUUCUUAUUCUCCUUAAAAGAAAGCCCUGAAAAGUUUCAGAUUGAAGCUAAUUUUCCCCGGCGCGUGCUGCCCUGCAUCCCUUCAGAGGAGUGGCCCAACCCCCCCACGCUGCAGGAGGCCGGACUCAGCCACACAGAAGUUCUCUUUGUUCAGGACCUAACAGACGAAUGACACUUUUCUUCCUCUCCCCUCCCACCCCAAUCCCUAAGAGAAAUGGAAAAAACAAAAACAAAAAAAAGAGAGAAAUUCAUAUUAUUAUUAUUAUAAUACAAUAUUUUUUUUAAAAAAACUGCUGCAUCCUAAGGAAGGAUCAGAAACCAUGCUGCCUGCAAGAGUCACCACCACCUGUGCACACGAGGUUAGCAGUGGACGUCCCAGCCGGCAAGCCCAUCUUUUCCCUACUGCCUCUGCACCACAUACCUUCCAGCGAGAGGAGACUCUUCACCUCCAACCCAGCCGUUGUCCCAGCUGGGGAGGGGACAUUCCCACUAGUUCUCAUUCAUUCUCGCUUUUAUGGAAAAUAAAAGUGAAAAAUCUCCAUCAACCAGCUACUGCAGCAUCUCCUAAGGACUUGCUUCUCCUGCCUCCGGAGAAGAGGGAAGAGAAGGCACAGCUCAGAUGUUCCUUGAACUUCCCACAAUUUAUGAAUAACUUCAGUUUUUUCUGUUGCUUUGUAUUGACCAAAGGAAUGAGGCUGACAUAGGUGUAUUUUCUUUUUCUUUACUUGAUAAAGAGCCAAUUCUUAAACCCAUGAAUUCAUGCCCUGUGCUCUUUAGCCCACAAGAGUACAAUAAAAGUGCCCCGGGCUGGUUUGUGCUUAUUUCUGCCAUUGCCCCUCUCAAGUUCCCAGAGAGGUCAUUCUUUUCGGUCCAAUUCUUACUGUCCUUUCUCGCCACCUAUGUACCCCACUUGGAGCAGUGGGAGAUCUGGGAUGGCAGCCCCUGCAAAGGCUGUGAUGUGCAGACACACCCAUACAUGCGCCGUGAGCUCCAUGUGCUCUCUGUACACAUGACUGCAGCUUUUCCUUGGCAACUGUACCAGGUGGUUAUUGCGGGGUCUCAACCAAAGGAUAGCAGCUCUUCAUUCCUCUUCUGACACAUGCAUGCUGUUCCUGCCCAGCCCUGGGCUUUCCUGAAUUGCCAAGCUUGGUGCCUUUCCAGAGGACUAGCAGGGCCUGUGGUGGAACCAGCAAAACCUUGUGAGAGUGUUCUGCCUCUCUCGGUGGGCACGUGGUGGUAGUGGUGGUCUAAAGAUAGAAAAGUAGAGGCCUUGAGGGGAGCAAGAUCACUCUCAGCCUGUGUAAACUGUUAGAAGGCCGAUUUCAGUUUCUGAUGUAGCUACCUGCUGGAGGCAGUUUUUAUCUUCUUCCUCUAUUGCUAUGUUGAAGUAAUAGGGUUUUUUAACCUCUGGAUGUCUCAUCUGUGGUUGAGUUUAUAGAAAUGGGUAAAUGGGUCAGGCCACGUCUUAACAGAUGCCAGCUUGAGCUGACAAGCAUUCCAAAGUGUUCCAUAGCUAGACUGGUGCAGACUCGUCAGAACACUGCAACUUCCUGAAGUUACUAGUUCUUAGCAUGCUGUGAGGCCAGAGGUUCCUGUCAAGAUAAAGCAAAACUUGCUGGAUUUGCGGUCUCCAAAGGCUUCCUCUCUUGCUUAACUAAAACUCAAGGACGUCUUAGGCAGCAGUGACCUGGCUGCCGUUCUCUGCAGUGCAAGGAGCCUCAUGGGUGUCACCUCUGGAGCCAGAGAAUUUCCCAGUGUGGUCUUGGCACAGGUGUCUAGAACACCAUCUCUAGAAAUUUCAUUCUGCUUCUGGCUACCUGUUAUUCUUACACUUUGUUUCCUGCUGUCCCAAGGCCAGAUGAGUGUGAAAUCGCUUUCUAUUGUCAUAAAAUGUAUCUGGAGUGAAUACCAGGAUAAACUAUGUUCUCCACUCAACCUUGUGUGAAGUCUGCUUCCUUCUGACAACUAUGCAAAGAGAAAUUUUUCCACUUAACUCACAGCCUCCCUCCCCCAGUGAAUUCGCAGCUGUUUCCCUGGCAGUACCACGGGGAAUUCAGGACCUUCGCUAGGUUGGGGUGUACUGCGGACCUUGCCCACACCUCUUUGGGAAGUUGUCAACUUUUUUCUUUUAUUCCAUCUGCAUCUUAUUCUACAAUGUGCACUUUAUGCCUCUUGCCUUUUGAUAACUUGUUUAGUGAAAGAGGUCGGAUGCCAGAAUAUUUAAAAGUUUCUGUUUUUGUCGGUACAACUCUUGGGACAGCCUACACAUUUACUUUAGGUUUCCAGAGGCUUCUCCUGAAGCACAUAUUCCUUACUAGCCUGUAUUGAAAUAGCCCUGCUUUACCCAGACCCCAUUUCUGUCUCCUUGCUGACCCUAGAGCUGCUGCCUAGGUGCCAUCUCCUUUCCUUCCGGAAAGAUGCACAUUUUGUCAAUGCCAGUACAAUCUGUAUGUUACUCCCAGGGACCUCUGGGAACUUGAUGGGACCUGCGAGGGAGAAAAUGUUGAGCUGGUGAUCUGCAAGCAUUUGCUCUUGUUUCCAAGUCACUCCUGGGUGAUUUCAGCUGUUGUUUCCAAAUGGCAAGUCAUCAACUAAAGAAAAACACUUGUGUCAAAUUUUGUUCUGCACUCCCCAGACUGAAGUUGCAGAUUCAGCUGCAUGACCAUGGGAAAUGACCAAGCGAAGACACCAUUGGAGUCAGUUGAAUUUCUGCAGCCUCAGUGGGGCCCUUCUAGUCUUUUCUUCCACUUCUGCAGAAUUUCCUGCAGCAAAUAAUUCUUUCUCCUUGCCUCCAUUACGAUGUUUGGAUAAGAGAUGGCCAGGGGAGAAUAUCUCUUGAAACUGAAAAGAACCUAGAAUCUUCAGCUGAGCAGUUAUUAUGAAAAUUGCUAAUGGUGCCAAGACCAAGGAAAGAAUUCCAGAAGAUGACUGUGGGAAGGAGCGAUAGCCCCCAGAAUGCAAAAUCAGGGGGGUAUCUGGUGCUUGAAGGAGAAUUCCCACUUCACAACCAGUUUUUCAGGACUUGUGAGGAACGUGGCAACAGGAAGUCCAUCCACAAAGGAUGCAGUGCCCCAACUUGGACUGCACCUGAAUAGUUACGUGUAAUUUACUGAAGAAAUCUAGUGUACUUUAAAUUUUUUUCAUAAAAGUUUACAUUGUAUUGUAGGUUAACAUUAAAUGUUUUAUAACAAAAAAUUUCGUAA